Messenger RNA from Durio zibethinus, 1622 nucleotides. RefSeq names its product divinyl chlorophyllide a 8-vinyl-reductase, chloroplastic-like. The record is from RefSeq and is a predicted model, not a curated record. NCBI's taxonomy places the organism in Eukaryota, Viridiplantae, Streptophyta, Magnoliopsida, Malvales, Malvaceae. Gene Ontology annotation, molecular function: oxidoreductase activity.
GAUCAAUGAAAGAUUGAAAAGUUUAGGGGACGAAAUUGAUAUUUUUCAAUAUGGGGCAAAAUGGACAAUUCAUUUUUUUGGCUGUGCUAUCAUCAACUGUGUCAUCCACCACCUAUCUUCAUUAGAUUUUUAGCUUUCUCUUGUGAUGGAGCAACUAAAAAGCUCAGUCUUGCUCAUCCUGCACUUUUGUUGGACAAAGACAAGUUUCCCAAAUUUCACUUCUUUUGAACCAUAGAAGAAGAAAGGAGAAACAAUGUCACUUUGUUUUUCUUUGAACGCCUUCACUCUUCAGUCACCAGAGUCUAAAAGCUACAAAACACAAUUCACUUCUCAGUUCAUCAAACAAAUCCAGGUAAAGUCAACUCCUUUUACUUCACCAUCAAGACCCUUUAAUUUUAAUAGAGAAAGAUGUGAACUGGUUAGAGCUUUAGCAACAAAGCCUGUUGAUACAGCUGUUUCUGCUUCAUUUAGAAGCAAAAACUCAAAAGACAUUAAUGUUCUGGUUGUGGGUUCAACCGGGUAUAUUGGGAAAUUUGUGGUAAAAGAGUUGGUUAAUAGAGGGUUUAAUGUUAUAGCUGUUGCUAGAGGGAGGAGUGGGAUUAGAGGUAAAAAUAGCAAGGAAGAUACUUUGAAUGAUUUAAAUGGAGCUAAUGUAUGUUUCUCUGAUGUGACAAAUUUACAUACUAUGGAGAAAUCUCUGCAAAAUUUAGGAUUUCCUGUUGAUGUAGUUGUCUCUUGUCUUGCUAGCCGAACUGGUGGUGUUAAGGAUUCAUGGAAAAUUGAUUACGAGGCAACAAAGAACAGUCUUGUUGCUGGUAAGAAAUUUGGGGCUUCACAUUUUGUAUUGCUUUCUGCUAUUUGUGUGCAAAAACCCCUGCUUGAAUUUCAGCAAGCAAAGCUGAAAUUUGAGGCUGAGUUGAUGAAAGAAGCCGAAGAGGAUGAUGGAUUUACAUAUAGUAUUGUGAGGCCAACUGCAUUUUUCAAGAGCUUGGGGGGUCAAGUUGAGUUAGUGAAAGAUGGAAAGCCUUAUGUGAUGUUUGGUGAUGGCAAGUUAUGUGCUUGUAAGCCGAUUAGUGAACAGGAUUUGGCUUCGUUUAUUGCAGAUUGUGUUUUGAGUCAGGAUAAGAUCAACCAGGUACUGCCUGUUGGUGGUCCGGGGAAGGCUUUGACACCAUUGGAGCAAGGAGAGAUUUUGUUUAAACUUUUGGGGAAGGAACCAAAGUUCUUGAAAGUGCCAAUUGGGAUAAUGGAUUUUGCCAUUGGGAUUCUUGAUUUCCUAGUUAAGAUAUUCCCUUGGAUGGAAGAUGCAGCCGAGUUUGGGAAAAUCGGAAGGUAUUAUGCUGCUGAGAGUAUGUUGAUUUUGGAUCCGGAGACCGGAGAGUAUAGUGCUGAGAAAACACCAAGUUAUGGUAAGGACACAUUGGAAGAAUUCUAUGCAAAAGUGAUAAGGGAGGGGAUGGCUGGUCAGGAAUUAGGAGAACAAUCCAUCUUCUGAAGGCUAUUGUUUUACAUUAGUUUAUAAAUUUUUGCGAGCCAUUCCAUUGAGUAAACCAGUUUUAUCAUACGGUCGGAUUUCAGGUAUGAAAUUUCCUAACUCGAAAGUGAUCAAGACUGCUGUAUGA